UACCAGGCGAGCGCGCUACCGCUUGAGCUACAUCCCCAGCCCCUAUCUUAUUUUUUUGAUGAAAUAUCAUAAGUUCAAUAAUUUUAUGUAAAAGUCAGAGAUACACUUAUUUUCCCCCAAGUCACGAAUUUCCAAUCAGCAUGUUGAGCAAUGUUUUGGAUAAAAUGCUUUAUUUUUUUCUUAAUCCUAGCUGCACAUGGGUACCACCAUAGGUUGUGUGCUUGUGUGUUUGUUUUCUUUCUUUUUUUUAAUGCCUAUUCUGUUAUCUCAGACUUGCUGAACUAGAUUGUCAUGAUUAGAGGUUUGGGAAGGAGAACAAGAGUAAAUAAUAGUUUGUUUUUAUCCUUAUCAGGGGACCUUUGUACAAUCAGAAGGGAUUAUAACUUAUCUAGUUUAUUGGUUCAGCAGUUCGUGUCAAUAGGACACAUUCUGAUUAACUUGGAGCAGUAUAAAAGCUUUACAUUGACUGCAAGCUCAAAGCUGUCAAAGUAAAAGAAGGCAGCAUCAAUGGAUCUUGUUGUGGUUCUGGUGCUCAGUCUCUCUUGUAUUCUUCUCCUCUCACUAUGGAGACAGAGAUCUGGAAGAGGGAGACUCCCACCAGGACCCAUGCCUCUCCCAAUUCUUGGGAAUAUCCUACAGAUAGAUGCUAAAAACAUCAGUGAAUCUUUAACCAAUUUGUCAAAAGCCUAUGGCCCUGUGUUCACUGUGUAUUUGGGUAUGAGGCCCAUUGUGGUCUUGCAUGGCUAUGAAGCUGUGAAGGAAGCCCUGAUUGAUCAUGGGGAAGUAUUUUCUGGAAGAGGCAGUUUCCCUGUGGGUGAUAGAGCUUCUAAAGGACUUGCCUCACCCUGUGAUCCUACCUUUCUCCUGGGCUGUGCUCCCUGCAAUGUGAUAUGCUCCAUUGUCUUCCAUAAUCGUUUUGAUUAUAAAGAUAAGGAUUUUCUAAACUUAAUGAGGAAAAUAAAUGAAAAUGUGCAGAUUCUGAGCUCCCCAUGGAUCCAGGUCUGCAACAAUUUUCCUGCUCUCAUUGAUUAUUUCCCAGGGAGUCAUAAAACAUUUCUCAAGAAUUCUUCUGAUGUAAAACAGCAUUUUUUGAAGAAAAUAAAGGAACACCAAGAAUCCCUAGAUAUGAACAAUCCUCGGGACUUAAUCGACUGCUUCCUGAUUAAAAUGGAAGAGGUACAAUGUGAACAACAGCUCAUUUAUUACUUCAUUGUCUACCUGGAAAUAUCAAUGCUCUUCUUUGAACAAGGAUCUCUUCUCAUACCAUUUGGACUCAGUAAAUUCCAAAAUUUCCUCCAGCUCCAUGACUCUACAACUUGGUUUAUAUGUGUCUGUUCAUUGCAGGGCACAACCAUAAUAACAUCAUUGACAUCUGUGCUGCAUGACAGCAAAGAAUUCCUCAACCCAAAGAAGUUUGACCCUGGCCAUUUCCUGGAUGAGAGUGGCAAAUUCAAGAAGAGUGACUACUUCAUGCCUUUCUCAACAGGUUCUGAUACUCCAUGCCUGGCUACCAUCGUGGGUGCCUUCUUUGGUCAAGUCUAUCAAGUUUCAAGUUAG
Messenger RNA from Ictidomys tridecemlineatus (thirteen-lined ground squirrel), 1557 nucleotides. The record is from RefSeq and is a predicted model, not a curated record. NCBI's taxonomy places the organism in Eukaryota, Metazoa, Chordata, Mammalia, Rodentia, Sciuridae.